Pseudopipra pipra is the source of this 1676-nucleotide messenger RNA. RefSeq names its product ATPase H+/K+ transporting subunit beta (gene ATP4B). Bases 149 to 1015 code for a protein of 288 amino acids. The record is from RefSeq and is a predicted model, not a curated record. The transcript has 7 exons. NCBI's taxonomy places the organism in Eukaryota, Metazoa, Chordata, Aves, Passeriformes, Pipridae. Gene Ontology annotation, biological process: intracellular potassium ion homeostasis; sodium ion export across plasma membrane; intracellular sodium ion homeostasis. Gene Ontology annotation, molecular function: ATPase activator activity. Gene Ontology annotation, cellular component: sodium:potassium-exchanging ATPase complex.
GUUUUCAUUGGCACAGGAAACAAACUUGGUGACCUUCAGUGGAGAAGAAGGUAUAAAACCCAAAGUUUCUUGGUUGGCUGUCUUCUGGGAACCGGUUGAAUUUCUCAGUUUCAAAGGAGGACACAUUUUUGGGAACUUCUGCGAGAAAAUGGCAACUUUAAAUGAAAAGAAGACCUGCAGUGAACGGAUGGAAAAUUUCCGUCGUUUUGUCUGGAAUCCAGAAACAAAGCUCUUCAUGGGAAGGUCCUUAAUUAACUGGGUCUGGAUCAGCCUCUACUACCUGGCUUUCUACGUGGUGAUGUCAGGGCUGUUCGCACUCUCCAUUUAUUCUUUAAUGAGGACAAUUAAUCCAUAUGAACCGGAUUACCAAGACCAGCUGAAAUCCCCAGGUGUAACAUUACGACCUGAUGUUUAUGGGGAUAGAGGACUACAAAUUUAUUAUAAUGUAUCUGACAACAAAACCUGGGAAGGUUUAGUGACAACUCUUCACACUUUUCUGACAGCGUAUACACCAUCUGCUCAGCACCUGAACAUCAACUGUACCAAUAACACAUACUUCAUCCAGGACACCUUUGAUGGCCCGAACAAAACAAAACUAUCCUGCAAAUUUACAUCAGAUAUGCUUCAAAACUGCUCUGGCAUCACUGAUCCAACUUUUGGAUUUCCAGAAGGGAAACCCUGUUUUAUUAUAAAAAUGAACAGGAUUGUUAAGUUUUUCCCUGGCAAUGGCACUGCACCAAGGGUGAACUGCACAUAUGUGGGUGAGGAGUCUCACACGCUGGAGGUGGACUACUACCCCGUGAAUGGUACCUUCAACCUGCACUACUUCCCCUACUAUGGGAAAAAGGCUCAGCCCAGCUACAGCAAUCCUCUGGUAGCUGUGAAAUUUCUCAACAUCACACGGAAUACAGAACUUAAAAUAGUGUGCAAAAUCAUUGGAGCUGGAAUUACCUUUGAUAAUGUUCAUGAUCCAUAUGAAGGAAAAGUGGAAUUUAAAUUGAAAAUAGAAGACUGAGCAGCAAGAGAGACACUUCUGGAAAACGUGUUUAGGGCAAACUUAACUAUUACCGCAUUAAUCCAUAUUUAUUUUCUCACUAUGGUUCCCAUACAAAUUCCAGUGCAAAGAGACAUUUUCUACUGCAAGAUGACUGUACAGCUAAAAAUCAAGAUACCACUCUGUGUGAAGGAGAUGAGGAUUACCUCUAUGUACAUAGCUUAAUAUUCCAUGGCUACAGUACGCUACUGCCUUCAUGCAAGUAUCUGUACAAAGCAAGUUUCCCCCAAAGUGUGCAGCUGUGCCUUCAAUGAAAAUAAGUACAGGAUCAAUCAUUUUCAAUCACUUUUCAAACCAUAAUAAAUAACUGAUGCAUGAUACUAAACCUUGGAUACUGAGAAAUAAUUAGGUAACUAGAAAAAGAAAUCAAUACUUUGAAAUACUAGCAAGUAAUAAAAUUCUCAAUCUUUUAUAGGAUGUAUAAAUCAUAAAAGUAUAUUAAAAUUAUCUGUAUCCCAAUGCAUUGGCUUUUUGUACUAGUCAGCUGAGUCAGAUUUUUUUAGUUGACAAAUCAAUCACUGCAAAAGAAGCAAACUUGAAAUCUGUCCUCUAGCUUACAGAUUUCACUGUACCACUUACUUCUAUGUAUAUAACCUAAUAAAAGUGACUGGUAAGACUCUAA